AUGAACGGCGCAAAAGGCAACUCAGGUCGGAGGGUCCAAUGUCUCAACCGCAUCACUGGGCCCCCGAGCGCUGUGCCCAUGGCGAAGACAGCGGUAGAAGGUAGGGUCUUUCUGGCCGCCGUAGACCAAGAUCGGGGUGCCAGCAUGCAACGGUGCCGGAGCCGGAUGUGGGACUCUUACCGGGGCUGCGGUGGCGCCAGCCCCGAUGCCCAACAGGAACUUUGGCAGGGACCGGUCUGGGGCGAGGUGGUGUCAAUCACCGUGAGGGCAGCCUUGAGGAAGGCGCGUAUUGUGGGGUUGUAA
This is a messenger RNA of Symbiodinium natans, 303 nucleotides long. The record is from the annotation of a GenBank genome assembly. NCBI's taxonomy places the organism in Eukaryota, Dinophyceae, Suessiales, Symbiodiniaceae.